Molecule: messenger RNA, 2645 nt
Organism: Paramecium octaurelia
Lineage: Eukaryota; Ciliophora; Oligohymenophorea; Peniculida; Parameciidae
Source: the annotation of a GenBank genome assembly
AUGUAAAUAUACCCGAUAAGUGGCGAUGAUUCUCCUAUUAAUGAGGUUACGUCUGGAAGUGCCCAUAAAAGCGGAUCAACCUAGGUGAAGAGGCUUCAUAUAGCUAAGACUUCUCGAUAUUUGUAUUAGAUAAAUGUAAAGAAUAGAUUGCCACUUUAUAAUCCACCUUCAGUUGAAUCGAGAAUCACAUUGUCAAGAACAGACUCUCAUUUGAAGUUAAGUUUUGUUAGUCAUUCGUAGCAAAUGAGGAGAAAUGCAAAAUGUGAAUUUCGUCAAAUAAGUAGAAAAUUGAUCCAUGCAAUGAAUUUUGUGAAGGAACUUCGGUAAUAUGCUGAACAAUUGAAGUCGCAACACAUGGAGUACAAAUAUCGGCAUCGCAACUUUUUCCCUUUGUACCCAGAUGAUAAGAUGUAUAUCAUAUGGAUAGUGUUAAUGAAGGGGUUGCAUUGCGUGGCCUCAAUAAUCCUGCCAUUUGAGUUGGCAUUCCAAGUAUUGUAGCUAAAAAUAUUAAGGGAGUCGGAACAAUAGUGACUCAAAUACUGUCUGGUAUAUUUGCAAUAGACAUCCUCUUUAAUUGCAUAAGUUGUCACAUAGAUGAGCAUAACAUUCUUUUACACACUUUUGAUGCCAUAAUUCCCUAUUACCUGAAAAGAUGGUUUGUAAUAGACUUAAUAUCGAUAAUCCCAUUCGAAGAUUUCGAGAGCACUUAACUCUUUGGGUUGAUGAGAUUAUUUAGAAUAGCCAAGUAUUUCAUGUACGAAAGACGUGAAAAUUACCACACAGCUAAUGAUAUCAUUAAAAAGAAGGAAAUCAUCUUGAAUGAAGAUUUAUCCUAUAGAGAAGAUUACAACAUAGAUCUGAGGAUCAGAAGAGUUGUAACCAUAUUUAUAGACAUGAUAAUCUUGACUCACAUUUUUGCAUGUUUAUGGUUUUGGUGUGCCAGAAUGGAUGAAUUUAAUUAGGAAACUUGGGUUGUCAGAGAGAAUGCAUAUGAUUUGAAUGUAGGAAAACAGUAUUUGAUUUGUUUCUAUUGGGCCAUAUAAACAGUGACAGUGAUUGGAUAUGGAGAUGUUGCUGCUCAUACAUCAUUUGAGUUCUUUCUCCAAAUCAUUUGGAUGCUCAUCGGAGUUGGAUUCUACUCAUUUACUAUUGGUGAUAUCACUUGCAUCUUGGUGAAUGUUAAUCCACGUUAAGAGUAUGAAGAUUAAUUAAUAUUGCUGGAGGAGUUGGGAGAUCAAACAUUUAUGAUAGAUGAUGUGCUCAAAGAACUAAUUCAAUUCGCUAAAUUCAAUAUCUCUCAUAAUCCAUUCUGGGCACGUAAUACUAUCGAGAUGGUCUAAGCUCUGCCUUGGAGUAUGAGAUAAUACAUUAUUGCUUCAACUCAUAGAGAAAUACUCAAGAUGGUUCCCUUCAUUGCCAAUGACAUCAACUUCUCCACAAUGGUAUUGCCUUAUUGUACCUUUGCCAAAUACGAUGAAUAUUCUAGCAUUUAUCACAUAGGUCAAAGCUCAUCGGACUUCUAUUACCUGCUAAGUGGAGAUGUCAGAUUGUCUGAUGCAUCUGGGGAAUGUAUUAUCAGAGUAAUGGAAGGAACAGUCUUUGGAGAAGUAGAAUCAAUUGAAUAGACCUUAAGAAGAUGGCAUGCUCAUGCUGUUACCAAAAGCGUAGUUCUGAUGUGUCCAGGCAGAUUUUUUGAGUCACUGAUCAAGUAAAACUCAACUCAGUUUUUUGAAUUAUAUUAGAUGUAUAAGAGAAGGAAAAUCCUUUUAUCUGAUUAUGCAGAGUAAAAAUAAAGUAAUAGUUAUUAAUCCAAUAAAUUCUAGGAUAAGCUGUCAAACUUAAAAGAUCAACUGCCAUAAUUGUAGAAGGCAAAGUGGUGUAAACACAACAGGUUCGAAGAUCAAGUGAAAAUAGGCAGCAAUUCAAAUCCAAAAUAGACUGUCGAAAUUACAUUAGUGUUCAGUAGGAUUUAAUGUUAUCUGUUGUUGGAUAGAAGUAGGCAAGGAAGAAAUUGCUGAGAGAGAAGUUUAGACUGGUAUAAUUGUUUGAUAAUCAAGGCUGUUGAUAGGAUCAAGUAAAUGAUAGUAAGAACCAAGAAAAGAAGAGGAGCCUUAGUUGCUGAUCCUGACUAUAAGAUCAUCAGAGAAUUGAUUGCCACUAGAAGUCAAUAGACAAUCUAAACAACUACAUUUGAUAGUACUAAUUAUUUACAAAAAUUGAUGAAUAAAUUCGGCAAGGUGGUAGAAUAAGAAAAUUUAGUUUAAUCCUUUAUCAUAAAAAAAAAAUAAGAAUCUUAUGAAAAGAUUAAGAGAAUCAAAUUCAAAAAUCUUGUUUCUGAUUGGAAUAAAAGUAAACAUAGAAAAUCAAUAAAGAGAGAAAUUGAUCUCUAUUAUUCAUCAUUUCAUGAAUAAAUUUAUCAAGAACUUUUACAAGCCAGGAUUGAUCAAAAAUAAAAAAUUAAAUCUAAACAAGAUAAUAUUAGAAAGAAUUCAAUUUAAUAACUUAAAGUGUUAAAUUUAAAUGUUAAAUAUAUUAUACAAUUGGCAAUGAAAUUUUCUAUUCACAAAUUUGAAAUCAUGAAAAUAGAAAGAGAUAUUGACGAAAUUAUUGAUGAGUGCCAAUCUAUUGUGUAAAACAUUAUGUGA